GCAAUAAUAUCAAAGCAUAAUUUUUAGAUAAUAUUAUUGAACAAUAAUCUCAAUCAAACCGCCAAAAUAAUAACAAACGCCAUUUAAAAAAAAAAAAAAUAAAAAAAGAAGAGAGUAAAAUUCAAAGCUAUUAUAUUAUCUAUUGUUAUCUGUUUGUAUGUAUUUGUUGUGUCCCCAGGUAUACACUGGUAUACACAUAUCUGGGUUGAUCUCUUAUCUAGAUGACGAUGAUGACAAUGAUGAAGAGAGAAAAAGAGGUGGUACCAAGUGAAAGUUGUGUAUAUUUUUUUAUCAAUUUAUAAAUGUAGGUUGAUAAUAAAAUAGCAAUAAUAAUAGUAACUAUUAUUAUUUAAAAACAAUAAAUUAGUUAAUUAUUUAUAAAAAUAAUUAUAACAAGACAUAAUACAAUAAAUUUUGAUUGUUACUAAGUGAUUGUAUUGUUGUUUGAUUGUGACAAUAUAAUAUGUGAGUAAUGACGAAAAGUGUCUUGUUACAAUGUCAAUAAAAUAACAUUUAAAAAAUCAUCAUAUCUGUAUAAUAAUCUUUUUCAAUGUAUGUACAACUGGUGAUACGAUUAUAUUAGUUAACCUCAUUUUAUAAAAUUUACCAUUUUCGGUAUACCUUGAUAUAAUCAAUGAUGACAAUCAGUGUUAGACAAAAGUUUUUAUUAUGUAUGCCUACACAUUUUUUUACUCAAAUUAAUAGCCAAGUAAUAAUGUAAUAUUUACUCCAAAAAAUCUACUUUUUAUUUAUAGGUAUUUUGAUUGAAUAAAUUAAUAAUAAUGAAAAUAUAAAUAAAUAAUAUUCAAAAAAAAUAAAAAUAAAUUGAUAACAACAUCUAGAUAAGAAUAUUAUAAUUAAAAAUGUCGUUGGAAAGUGAGUGGAAAAAUACAUGUAGGCUUUGUGCUGAAAAUAAAUUAGACAUGUUAAAAAUAUUUGGUGAUGAAGGUAAAAAACGUAAAAUUGCAAAUAAAUUACGUUUAUGUUUACCAGUUUUAGUAUACAAAACAGAUCCAUUACCAAAAAAUAUAUGUCAAUUUUGUGCAGCACGUCUUGAUGAUAUUUAUGAAUUUCGUGAAUAUUGUUUAGAUAUAUAUAAAAAAAUGCAUUGUAAAUUAUUAUCAAAUAAAGAUAUUAAAACAGUUAAUAUAUUUUUGGAUGCAAUGAAUAAUUCUGUGGAUCCAUGUAAAGUUAAUUUAUGUACAAAUAAAUCACGUGCACCAUUACCACCACUAGUACCAUUGCCAAUAACAUCAAAUACAAAGAUUGAUAAUAAAUUACAAGAUGAAUUAAGUAUUAAUACAAUUGUUAAUAAUGAUAAAGCAAGUGUUGCUGAAGAAGAUGGUGAAGAUGAUGAAGAAGAUGAUAAUGAUGUUGAAAAUAAAAAAAACAAAUCAUUUGUUGAUUUAACAUGUGAUGUACAAAUCAAAGAAGAGCCAGGAGUAAAUAAUCAAGGUAUGGCACUUACUGAAGAUGAUGAUGAUGAUGAUUUUAACAAUGAAAAUAAUUAUGAUGAUGAUGAUUUAUUAACUGAUGUUAAUUUAAAUGGAAACAAAACAAUUGAUGCUGAAAAAAAAACAAGUAUACUUAAACAAGCAUUGACUGGAAAUUUAUCAGUUAAUAAUUGUCAAGAAUUAUCCAAGAAAAAAUUAACAUCUAAAUGGUGGUGUUUACCUUGUAAUAGUUAUUUCAAAACAAAAGAAGCAUUGAUAAAACAUAUGCAUCAAAAUUGUCCUCGUAGUUAUACAUGUGGUAAAUGUACACAAGUAUUUAAAAGUGUUGAAGAAUUAGCUAAACAUGAAGGCACAAAUCAUUUAAAAAUAACACUUGAUUUUGAUGAGACAGUUAAAGAAUGCCAUCAAUGUGAUCGUGAGUUUGUUAGUUGGGAAAUGCUUAGACAUCAUCGUAUACGUGAUCAUGUUGGUUGUUCACUUGAACUUGGUACAAGUACAUGGUGCCAAAUAUGUAAUAGAUUUUUUACAAAUACUGAUGAUUAUAAAAGUCAUGUGGAACUUCAUAAUUCUGAUACAUCAAUUUUAAAUAAUGACAUAAAUAAUGGCUUUGCUAUUGAUGAUGAUGAUGGUAAAAAAAAAGAAGAAUUUAUUAAAAGUAUUAAGUCUCUAACUUGUCCAACUUGUGGAAAGACAUGUACACAACAGAGUGCACUAUCAAAUCAUUUACGUACACAUGAGCCAAAAAAACAUAAAUGUGAAGAGUGUGGUAGAUCAUUUGGUUUAUUGAUACGUUUAGAAACACAUAGACUUAGUGAGCAUAAUAAUCAGCAGUCAUCAUCACCUGUUAUGACAAGUGUUGAACAAGAAGAAGCAUUAAAUGCUGAAAGAGAAGCUCGUGAAGCUAAAAUGACAGGAAAUCGUCGUAGAAAAUAUUCCGAGACAAUUGACAAUGAUGAUCUUUUAACAGACAAUCAAUCACCAGCUAAAAAACAAAAUAAUAAUUCAAAUUCAUUGAAAAAUGUUGCACGAUGUGGUAUAUGCCAACAAUGGUUUAAUGAUCAUACAACAAUGUUAACACAUUUACAAACUCAUUCAGAUAAUAUAACAGUUAAAAAUUUCUUUUGUUAUAUAUGCAAAAAAAGUUUUAAAGAAAAAUGGCAAUUACAAAGACAUGAGGUAUCACAUAAACAUAAUAAAACACUUGCAAUUAAUAAUAAAAAUAAACAUGAAAAUACUCAUGUUGUUGAUAAAACUUAUCAUUGUUCAAAGUGUAAUAAAAUAUUUUUCAAAGAAUUUUCACUUAUGACACAUCAGUGUAGUCCAUUAUUGACAAUUGAAAAAAUACCAGCUAAAAGAAAAAUUAGAAAACAAAAUUUUAAAAAAUAUGGAUGUUCAAAGUGUGAUGCUUGUUUUAAUAGUUCACAAUCGAGAAAUUCACAUAUGAAAGUUCAUGCUCCAUCAAAGACAAAAAAAAAUAUAAAUAAUGGAACUGAAGAAAGUAAAAAAAUAGUGCCAGAAUUAUCACAAGGUACGUCGUUAUUACUUGAACCGAAAAUUGUCAUUGAAGAACCAGAACCACCAGCACCAAUUAAAAGGACUCUUAUUAAAACAGCAAAUGGAUAUCGUUGUGGAGUGUGUCAGUCACCUUUUGUACUUCGUGAAUUGGCUGUUGCACAUUUACGUUCAGCACAUCCAGUGAUGCCUUAUCAAUGUCCUUAUUGUAAAAAACGUUUUACAACACAAUAUACAUUUUCACAUCAUAUUAAGGAACAACAUCCUGAUGAGUCUGAAAAAUAAUUAAAUGUCUUCAUAUUUAUUAAAAAUGUUCAUAAAUAUGUAUAUUUUUUUUUCUCUUUUUCUUUUUUUUUAAAUUAAAUUUUCGUAAUUUUAAAUUGAAAAUUAAACUUGGCUAUUAAAUGAGCAGUUUUUCUUUUUUUUUUUUUUUCAUUUGAUUUAUUAUUUUAUUAUUUUUAUUUUAUUUUAAACAAAUAGUAUUAAUAAAUUGGCAAGUAUAAAAUACAAAUUAGCUGUAUAUUUAUAAAAUUGUUUAUAAAUUAUUUAAUAAUAAUUUAAAAUUAUAUAUUUUUAAAUGAAAAUAAAAAAUAUAUUUUUUUAUACUUAGUAAUUUAGAGGUUUACUCGGAUAUCACGGUUUUGAAGUGUAAAAAAGAAAAAAAAAAAAAAAAUUUGUUAUUUAAUAAGAUGAGUCAUUGAUGGGUUCAAUUAUUAUAAAUUUGUAUCAUAAAUAAUUAUAAAUAAAUAGCUAGUAUUUAAAUA
Messenger RNA from Aphidius gifuensis, 3730 nucleotides. RefSeq names its product PR domain zinc finger protein 5-like. The transcript is spliced from 6 exons. Gene Ontology annotation, molecular function: RNA polymerase II transcription regulatory region sequence-specific DNA binding; zinc ion binding; DNA-binding transcription factor activity, RNA polymerase II-specific. Gene Ontology annotation, biological process: regulation of transcription by RNA polymerase II. Gene Ontology annotation, cellular component: nucleus. The coding region runs from base 864 to 3251 and encodes 795 amino acids. NCBI's taxonomy places the organism in Eukaryota, Metazoa, Arthropoda, Insecta, Hymenoptera, Braconidae. The record is from RefSeq and is a predicted model, not a curated record.